UCCAACAGUUGUCAGUCCAUCAGAGCUGUUGGGCCUGACCACCGCCUGGCUUUUCUCUGGCUCUCCUGCAGCGACUGUCUUGUCUGUUGGUCUUUGCAACAAUGAAGAUCAAACUAAGCUGACUGUGGCGUUCAUGUCCCAAGAAGAUGGACAUACCUGGGUAUUAUACACAACAGCCUCAGCCUCCUGUCCAUUUCUCUGGUAGACAUCCAGAGGAUUUGUUAACCCAGGAGGGUUCAUCAACAUCUCAGGAACAAAAGACUGAGGCAGACAGUCGGUCAGAGUCAGAGGAGAGCUGUCCGGUUUGUGGUGACAAAGUGUCAGGAUACCACUAUGGACUGCUUACCUGUGAGAGUUGCAAGGGCUUCUUUAAGCGCUCAGUGCAGAAUAACAAGCAUUACACCUGUUCAGAGCAACAACGCUGCCCAAUGAACCCGUCCCAAAGAAAACGUUGCCCUUACUGCCGCUUCCAGAAGUGUCUGGCUGUAGGCAUGAGAAAAGAAGCUGUAAGAGCAGAUCGUAUGAGAGGUGGCAGGAAUAAGUUUGGGCCUCUGUACAGACGCGACAGGCAGAUGAAACAGCAAAAGGCAAACACAGAUCCCUGCAGGAUUAAGAUGGAAACGAGGCAAACACCUGGUCCCCAAUCUCCAAAUGACCAUCGAAUAAGUGGUCCAACAAGCAAUACAUCGUCUUCAGUUGCUUUUCAUCUAUCCCACAUUAUGUAUCCGUCUGAGAUGGAGCAAAGUUGUCAACCCAUGCCUCUGGACUGUACCAUGAACAAUCAUAGAGUGCUAUCAUCUCCAUCCUUGCCUUUCCGUGGACUUUGUUGUGGUUUCCCUGAAUACUCACAGCAUAAAGGGGAAACCAGCUUCAGCUACGACCCCAUUCCCACACACUUUGCAGUCCAUUCAUCCACACCAACAUCUUCCCCCUGCUUCACACCAAGCUCAGCACCUGCCAUUUCCCAGGCUGGUACUCAGACAACACCUCCACCAACCACUCCUUUUCCCAGCUUCCUCAUCCAGCUCCUGGAGGGUGAACAAGAUGAGGGUCAGCUACGCACCAAAGUCUUGGCGAGUCUGCAAAGAGAGCAGGCCAAUCGAGGGAAGCAUGACUGCCUGAAUACAUUCAGCAUCAUGUGCAAAAUAGCUGACCAGACUCUGUUUGGACUUGUGGAGUGGGCCAGAAACAGCAAUCUCUUUAAAGAGCUCAAGGUGGAUGAUCAGAUGUCACUCCUGCAAAGCUGUUGGAGUGAGCUGCUGGUCCUAGACCACCUCUGCAGACAAGUCCUUCAUGGAAAAGAAGGUUGUAUUUAUCUGGUCACAGGUCAACAGAUUGAAGUGUCAACCAUUAUGUCCCAGGCUGGAACAACAUUAAGUAGUUUAGUAUCAAGAACUCAAGACCUUGUUUUCAAACUUAAGGCACUCCAGUUUGACAGACACGAGUUUGUUUGUCUUAAAUACCUUGUCCUGUUCAACCCAGAUGUGAAGUCAGUCCAGAACCGCAGACAAGUAGAGCAAACUCAGGAGAGGGUGAACAGAGCCCUCAUGGAACAUACCCAGCAGAGCCACCCGGGACACUUGGACAAGUUUGGGCAGUUGCUUCUUCGGCUCCCAGAGGUGCGCAGCAUUAGCUUGCAAGUUGAGGACUAUUUGUACCAGCGCCACCUUCUUGGAGAUUUACCCUGCAACUCUCUGCUUGCGGAGAUGCUGCACGCUAAGCACAACUAGGAGGGUGUUGAAGUUUGAAAAAUGAUCACCUUCAAAGAUGUUCUAAGAUGAAGAUGGGUCAUGCUAUGAGGUUUCCUAAUCAGUGUUAAAUGAGGACCCAGGUGUCAUCUUAUUUCAUGUAAACAGGAAAAGCAAAACUGUUCAACAAAAGCAAUAAAAUACAUCCAGUAAAGUCAA
Molecule: messenger RNA, 1907 nt
Organism: Poeciliopsis prolifica (blackstripe livebearer)
Lineage: Eukaryota; Metazoa; Chordata; Actinopteri; Cyprinodontiformes; Poeciliidae
Gene: nr5a5
Product: nuclear receptor subfamily 5, group A, member 5
Exons: 7
Coding region: 147-1730 (527 amino acids)
Biological process (GO): tissue development; hormone-mediated signaling pathway; regulation of transcription by RNA polymerase II
Cellular component (GO): RNA polymerase II transcription regulator complex
Molecular function (GO): nuclear receptor activity; zinc ion binding; RNA polymerase II cis-regulatory region sequence-specific DNA binding
Source: RefSeq, a predicted model, not a curated record